CUCCGUCGCUCGCACCGGCAGGAUGAGCUCCACGGCGGCCGACGUGCUCCGGGCGCUGCCGCCGAUCAGGACGAAUAAGCCACGGGCGCCGGAGCCGGCCUGCUCGUCGGCGGCCUCGUCGUCGCCGUCGCCGGUGCCGGCGCCGGACGCGGAGUCGGUGGCGGCCCCGCCGCCGGCGGAGGAGCAGAAGCAGGGGGAGACCCGCGGGCCGGAGGCCCCGCAGGAGGCGGAGCCCGCGACGCCGACGUCCGAGGGGAGCCUGCUGCGGCGGCCGGCCGAGUGCCCGCCGGCGCCGCGGAAGCCGGCGUGGGCGCCUCCGCCGCCGCCGACGCCCGCCAGCAAGCGCAGCAGGCCGUCCCCGCCCUCCUCCGCGGCGCCGGCGCCGGCGCCGGCGCGCCGGGCCUUCUUCCCCGUCGCGCGCGACCUCACCACCGUGUUCCGCGCCCUGGCGCCGCCCAAGAAGCGGAUCCGCGCGGGCUGACGACGGGGGCGGUGGCGUUCUCCCUGGCGCGCAGCACGGGACGGGACCGGCGUGGCGUGGAUCUGGUGCCCGGUCCGCCGUCGGCCGUCGCGACGCCGUCAGUCAGUCAGUAGGUGCGCCGCGCGGUCAUGGCAUGGUACAGGGCUCUCGUACAAAUAAGUUCUGUUUUUUUUUUGGAGGGGGGGAGUGUAGAAUUGGGAAAGAGGCUGUUGUUUAUGCAUGGGGGAGGAUGAAUGGGGGAAUUGAAAGCUUGUAAAGAGAAUUCCUACAGAUUUGUUCGUUGUAUUUGUUAAACUAUACUUGCUGAC
Messenger RNA from Zea mays, 789 nucleotides. RefSeq lists its product as uncharacterized. The coding region runs from base 23 to 481 and encodes 152 amino acids. NCBI's taxonomy places the organism in Eukaryota, Viridiplantae, Streptophyta, Magnoliopsida, Poales, Poaceae. The transcript has a single exon. The record is from RefSeq and is marked predicted.